GGCGCUGCUCCAUUCUCUGUGGCCUCUUCGCAAUUUUGAUUUGCGUCUGCUCACUCGCUCCUCCACGACGAGCUGACAACCACGAUCGUGGCGGCGGCGGCGGCGGCGGCCUGCGAGUUGCUACGCUACUGACCUACCUAGGGGGGACGCUACGCCGCACAGACGCCGGAGGUCUUUUUGCAUCAAGCUGCUGUGAGAUGGACAUCUUUUAUCAAUGCAAGGAUAUCAUCAAGAUCCAGAAGUUUCGACGUAUAGCGUCCUAUGCUGGAUUUUACUGCUUCAGUACCCUCAUUACCUAUGCCUACACAAGCAACACGACAAGGGCUGGGAUUUCUAGAGCUGACCAGUACUAUGCUUCCUACCCUGCUGGUACUGAAUUACUAACUGAUACGGCAAAGCUUUACAAGGCGGCAUUAGGUAAUUGUUUCGAAAUAGAUGACUGGGGCCCAAUAGAAUUCUCCAUCAUGACAAAGCAUUUUGACCGGCAAGGCAAACCACCAUAUGCCUACCAUGCUCAAUAUAUGGCGCACCUCCUCUCUCAUGGGCAGCUCGAUGGAAGCGGUUAAACUCAUGACGUGUUUUACUUGAAAUUUGGGAGGCUCAACUGUAGUUCCUAGGUUAAAGCAUUGUAAUACUGGCAUCCUCAGUAAAAUGAGGUUGCACUGGAUUGUAUCUUGUACGAAAGGAUGUGUUGCUGACAUGUUGAGCAUAGCUGGCUCGUGAAAUGAUGUCAGAAUUGCAAAACACAGCUAGAUUCCGAAUUUUGGUCCAGUGUACCAGUCUGUGCGAGUAUUUCUGUGAAGAAAAAGAAGAGCAUGAUACUGCCCAGUUGUA
This is a messenger RNA of Setaria italica (foxtail millet), 834 nucleotides long. RefSeq lists its product as uncharacterized. The record is from RefSeq and is a predicted model, not a curated record. NCBI's taxonomy places the organism in Eukaryota, Viridiplantae, Streptophyta, Magnoliopsida, Poales, Poaceae. The transcript is spliced from 5 exons. The coding region runs from base 198 to 566 and encodes 122 amino acids.